GCUGGAUCUGUCACACACGCACCCAAUCAAGACUCUACAGCCAGUGCAGUUUGUGUGCAGGACACAGGUUAAAACUUCAAAACACGCCACACUCUUACAGCGACAGCAGAAGACGCAGAACAGACUGACCCAGCAUGAGCUCACGUGCACCACAGUAUUCCGGAGUGAGGUGCAGUGAUGACGUACCCCGCUUGCUCACUGAAGACGUCUGCUACACUAAGAGAAAACGCUACGUAAAAAAAGAUGGGAGCUGUAACAUGGAGGUGCGUCACGUUCCAGAAAAGUGGCUCCUGUGGUUCACGGACAUCUUCACUACCCUGGUGGAGAUCCGCUGGAGGGUCAUGUUCUUGACCUUUGCCCUGUCUUACAUUUUAUCAUGGCUCUUUUUUGGAGUCGUGUUCUGGAUUAUUGCACUGUCCAACGGAGACAUGAAAGACCCUACCAAUGAGCCAUGCAUGUAUGAGGUUCGAAGCUUUACAGCGGCCUUUCUUUUCUCUUUAGAGACCCAGACCACCAUUGGUUACGGCUUCCGGGGCAUGUCCGAGAACUGCAUGAUUGCCAUCAUCGUAGUUACCAUUCAGGAUGUCAUUAGCGUCUUUAUUGACACUUUUGUCAUUGGUAUUGCAGUGGCCAAGAUGGCCUCUGGCCGUAAGAGAGCCCAAACGGUUGGUUUCAGCAACUGUGCUGUGGUCAAUUUGCAUGACGGGCACCUGUGCCUGUCCUGGCGGGUGGGCGACUUUCGCAGGAACCACAUGGUAGAUGGAACGGCACAGGCCCAAGUGGUGCAGCACACGGAACACGCCACUGGGAAAGUCGACGUCUCGUACAAAGAUCUCAACAUUGAGGAGAGCAAUAUCAUCCUGGCCACCCCAACCACCAUAGUUCAUAAGAUCGACUCAAGCAGCCCUUUGUACAAAGUGAGCUUGCAGGACUUGAGGAAAGAGACCUUCGAGCUGGUGGUAUCUUUAACCUACACGGACGACUGCACAGGCACACUACACCAGACACGCACAUCCUACACUCCGGACGAGAUCCUGUGGGGCCAGCACUUUCAGGAGAUGAUCAGGGUCACCCGCAAAAACUACAGGGUGGACUACGCCCUGUUCAACCACACGGUUAAAGUCCCGGUCGCAGAAUUAAGCGCAGAGGAGUAUGACCUUAAAAAGUGCACUGAACAGCCAAAACACAAACCGCUCCACACAAGUUCUCCAACAGCAGCUGUGGAGUUAGUUAAUGGGAAUAGGCUCGAGGCAGAAAAAGCAUCCACCAGCAUUGCUUUCCAAGGGAACAAGCUAUAAUAUUGGUCCUGACAUAUCUUGACUCUACUUUAAAGCACUUUAAAACGGGGCUUCCUUAAAAGGCAUCAAUAAAUGUAACAAUAUUGUAUUUAAACUUAGCUUAAAUAUUAAGGGUGUGCUGUGAGUAAGUGGGACAUUCUUGAAAUGCACCUUUCUAAGAAAAAUAGCGCUUGGACCUGGAAUCAUCACCUUAAAGUCAUGAGGUUUUUUAUGGCCUUGAUGAGGAACCAAUAAUUCAAUGUUUUCGAAUAACUGUAUGUUUUUCGUGUAUCUAUUGUAGCAGUCUUGCACAAACACUCUCUUCGAAUAAAAAUACACAUCUUUGCUUGCUAUGAGAUCAUAGGUAAUACAACUUUGAGGUGCACUACAGACUCUUACUCUACAACCUUUACGGUUGUUUGACAUCCAAGGACUUUGUUUGUUAAAUUUCGCACUUGACCUACAUAUGAGGCUAUUGUUGCAUUUUAAAGACACUGACGUUAAACUGACCCAACUGUGGUCAGUCAGAGUCUCUUUGGCAUCAGCUGAGGAUGUCCAGAACAUCGUUCCACCUUAUUUUGCAAAGCGGUUAACCUUUCCGUCCAAACAGCUAAUAAAAUAUUUUGGAAACAGAGGCUCUUCACAAUGUGCAAUUGGAACACAGCAAGCAUCCAGUUCCCCCCAAGGACAAUUUAACAGGUGAUAUCAGAAGCAUUCAAAGUACAGCAUUGACAAAUGACUUCGUUCCAGCUAUAGACGCCCCUUAACAAAAUGUGUUCUUAUAAUAUAUGUAUUCCUAUAUAUACCCUUAUAAAUGUUAAUAAACGCAAUUAACAUAUA
Triplophysa dalaica is the source of this 2117-nucleotide messenger RNA. It is a transcript of the gene kcnj16a, whose product is annotated as potassium inwardly rectifying channel subfamily J member 16a. The record is from RefSeq and is a predicted model, not a curated record. Gene Ontology annotation, molecular function: inward rectifier potassium channel activity. The coding region runs from base 135 to 1298 and encodes 387 amino acids. Lineage: Eukaryota; Metazoa; Chordata; Actinopteri; Cypriniformes; Nemacheilidae. Gene Ontology annotation, cellular component: plasma membrane. Gene Ontology annotation, biological process: potassium ion import across plasma membrane; regulation of monoatomic ion transmembrane transport. The transcript has 2 exons.